AUGUCGCGGCCGGCGGUGCGGGUGCUGCGGCUGGGCGCGGUGCCGUACGCGGAGGCGCUGCGGGUGCAGGAGCGCUGCGUGGCGGCGGCGCGGGCGGCGCGGGGCCCGGGGGCGCCGCCGGGGCCGCCGGCCGAGAGCGUGGUGCUGAGCGAGCCGGCGCGGCCCGUGUACGCCUGGGGGCUGCGGGGAGCGCCGGGCGCGGCGGCGGCCGCGGCGCUGCGGGCGCGGGGCGCGGCGCUGGUGGCGGCGCGGCGCGGCGGGCACAUCACCUUCCACGGCCCCGGGCAGCUCCUCGCCUUCCCCGUGCUCGACCUGCGCCGCCGCCGCCUCCCGCUCCGCGCCUACGUGGCCGGGCUGGAGGCGCUGGUGCUGCGGCUCUGCCGCCGCCUCGGGCUGGGCGCGGCCCGCGCCCUCCCGCCGCCCUUCACCGGGGUCUGGAUGGGCGACAGCAAACUCUGUGCCAUCGGUGUGCACUGCGGAAACCACAUCACCUCGCACGGGCUGGCGCUGAACUGCUGCACCGACCUCACCUGGUUCGACCACAUUGUUCCCUGUGGGCUGGAGGGAAAGGGGGUCACUUCGCUGAGCCACGAGCUGGGCCAGCACGUCGCCGUCAACCAUGUCCUCGAGCCCUUCCUCGACUCCUUCCAAGAGGUGUUUGACUGCACUUUGGUCUCUUCAAAAGAGCCCGGGGAUUAGGAUUGUUGUGGUGCCUUAGCUGGCUGUUUUGGCAAGGCCGCGGCGCGGCCCCGGGUCUCUGUCGUGAGACGAGUUCUCGCGCCUUUGCCUGUGGACUGUGAGUGGACAGUGGCUCAGGGUUUCAGAAUGCUGCUUGAACAUCCAAACGUCCACUGGGGCCGUUCUCUCCAGCCCUGUGAGUCUCCGUCCCUCGGCUGAGUCCUCCGUGGGUACCACAUCCCCACGUCACUUGCUGGGGAAGUACCCAAACAGGUGCUUUUGUGGGGUUUUUCUGCUUUUUGCCCCAAAAAAAUUAAAGACUUGUGUGAAUGCUCAUGAAUUCACAUGAAUUCAUGUAUUCAUGUGAAUUCAUGUGAAUCGAGCAUCCUUCCCUUGCUGAUGGGUAAAAAGAGGCAGAUUUUAUAUACAAAGAGAGUUGCUGGGAA
This is a messenger RNA of Hirundo rustica (Barn swallow), 1124 nucleotides long. RefSeq names its product lipoyl(octanoyl) transferase 2 (gene LIPT2). The transcript is spliced from 2 exons. Gene Ontology annotation, molecular function: lipoyl(octanoyl) transferase activity. The record is from RefSeq and is a predicted model, not a curated record. Gene Ontology annotation, biological process: protein lipoylation. Bases 1 to 699 code for a protein of 232 amino acids. Gene Ontology annotation, cellular component: mitochondrion. Lineage: Eukaryota; Metazoa; Chordata; Aves; Passeriformes; Hirundinidae.